This is a messenger RNA of Varanus komodoensis (Komodo dragon), 5942 nucleotides long. It is a transcript of the gene DYRK3, whose product is annotated as dual specificity tyrosine phosphorylation regulated kinase 3. The transcript has 3 exons. The record is from RefSeq and is a predicted model, not a curated record. Gene Ontology annotation, biological process: positive regulation of cell cycle G2/M phase transition; peptidyl-serine phosphorylation; peptidyl-threonine phosphorylation. NCBI's taxonomy places the organism in Eukaryota, Metazoa, Chordata, Lepidosauria, Squamata, Varanidae. Bases 472 to 2127 code for a protein of 551 amino acids. Gene Ontology annotation, molecular function: protein serine/threonine kinase activity; protein serine/threonine/tyrosine kinase activity; ATP binding. Gene Ontology annotation, cellular component: nucleus.
AAUGAGUAUUUUAGCUGGAGAGGAUGGACUCUAGCGACGGAAAAGCGAAGCAAAUGUUCAGGACCGUUUGCCCAGGAGACCAGUGGAAACUCCCAGCACAUGAGAGGCUUUAAAAAAAAGAAAAGGGGGAAAAAAAAAAACAACAAAGCCGACGGCGUCCGCAACCAACGGACAAGCUGGCCUGAAUCCGAAGGGUUGACGGGGCUGCCUUUACCUCACAAAAGAAACGGCGUGGAUUCCCGUUGCUUUGACUCUUGAAUUUUGUAACAGUUGCUUUGUUACGUCUCAGCGUGUUUAACGGCUGGGGAAGAGUAAUCCGCGUGGGUCUGGGAUGGUCUCUAUUACUUGACUUUAAGAGACUUGAAGCAGGCCAGAUUUCUCAGGUCAUUGCCAAAUUCUGCAUAAGGAAGAUUUUUGACAUUUUUCCUUCAGCAAAUUGCCAGGUUUGGAGAUGGCCUUUAUGAUUCCUACAUGAGAAUAGAUCAGAUUAGAUAUUCAGAUCCUGCAAAAGAAGAAUGUACCCCUUCUGUAUUUCCUGCACUGGGAAGACCUAAUGUAACUAGUAACACAAUCACAAUGAAAGAUCAUCCUUUAAGUGGGAGCCAGGUCAAAGUUGAGCAGUUGUUUGAAGACUCUGGCAACAGAAGGAGCAGUACUCUACAGUCCUCUGGAAUAAAUGGCUCUGAAAGGUCUUUUCCAACUCCAGCAAAAGAUAAAAGCUUUGACAGCCUAACUACUACCAAAAAUAGUGGUGGCUCAACAAAAGUACAGAAAACUAAUGGUCAGUCUCCAGAUCAAAUACUGAAACAAUACAAAUCGCAAUUAACAGCCUAUGAGCAACAAGAAAUAUUUAACUACUCUGAAAUUUAUUUUGUGGGUCCAAAUGCAAAGAAAAGGCAAGGAGUCAUUGGUGGCCCAAACAAUGGUGGAUAUGAUGAUGAACAAGGCAGCUACAUUCAUGUGCCUCAUGACCAUCUUGCCUAUCGAUAUGAAGUUCUUAAAAUAAUAGGAAAGGGUAGUUUUGGCCAAGUAGCUAAAGUUUAUGACCACAAACAUCACCAGCAUUUGGCCUUGAAGAUGGUACGCAAUGAGAAGAGGUUUCAUCGGCAAGCAGCAGAAGAAAUACGAAUCUUGGAACAUCUCAAGAAGCAAGAUAAAACUGGAAGCAUGAAUGUUAUUCACAUGCUAGAGAGUUUUACCUUUCGAAAUCACAUAUGUAUGACUUUUGAGCUCUUGAGCAUGAAUCUGUAUGAACUGAUCAAAAGAAAUAAAUUUCAAGGUUUCAGUGUGCAGCUUGUACGUAAGUUUGCUCACUCUUUAUUGCAAUGUCUGGAGGCUCUUUAUAAAAACAAAAUCAUCCAUUGUGACCUGAAACCUGAAAAUAUUCUCCUAAAGCAGCAAGGGCGGAGUGGAAUCAAAGUUAUUGAUUUUGGAUCCAGCUGUUUCGAACACCAAAGAGUCUAUACUUAUAUACAGUCUCGUUUCUACAGAGCCCCAGAAGUCAUUUUGGGAAGCCGUUAUGGAAUGCCCAUAGACAUGUGGAGUUUUGGUUGCAUUCUUGUGGAACUAUUGACUGGUUAUCCUCUCUUUCCAGGAGAGGAUGAGGGUGACCAGCUAGCUUGUAUGAUGGAACUCCUUGGAAUGCCCCCACAGAAGCUGCUGGACCAGUCCAAACGAGCCAAAAACUUCAUCAACUCAAAAGGUCAUCCUCGCUAUUGCACUGUAACAACACAGGCAGAUGGGAAAAUGACUCUUAAUGGCAGCAGAUCACGCAGGGGUAAAAUGCGUGGUGCUCCAGGCAACAAGGACUGGAUUACAGCAUUAAAAGGCUGUGAUGACCCCUUGUUCAUAGAGUUCUUAAAAGAAUGUCUUAACUGGGAUCCCUCAGCACGGAUGACUCCUAGCCAAGCUUUAAGGCAUCCUUGGAUUUGUAAACGAGUACCUAAGCCACCCAGCAUGGAUAAAACAACAGGCAAACGGAUUGCUCAUUAUACAAGCUCUUUCCCAGGGAUAGGUUCCAGAUUGCCCCCAGUUGUUGGGGUAGCCAGCAAAUUGCGAGCUAAUCUAAUGUCUGACUCAAAUGCCAAUAUACCUCUAUGUACUGUGCUACCAAAAUUGGUCAGCUAAUAGAGAAUUACAUAUCCCCAGAGUAGAUAUGCUGUGUUUUUAAUUAUCUCCUUAAAAUACAAAAGAUGUAGAGGUCUGAAAAAAAUAAUUUUUAUUGAGCACUAAAUCUUGUAUUAAAAAAAUCAAAACAUAAGCAUUAUAAGGGCUAUGAUUGUUUUAUCAAGUUGUUUCAGAUGGAAUGUGAUGCCUGUUACAUCACUUCUGAUAAGUCAGCACAUUUGUUCAGUGAAGUUACACACUGUGAAACAGAUGGAUUUUAUAGCGCUGUUGUAAUAAAACUCAAAAACCACUUCUCAUGCGGACAGUCUCAGCAGACAAUUUGCUGCAAGCCACUUUGAAGAUAAGCUAUGCAUUUGGUUGAUCAACUAGUGAAUGCAUCACAGAAUGCUGGUCAAAAAGCACAAAUUUUACUCUCUUUUUGGUUACUCUUGUAAGUUCAAUUAUUGAGUGCCAGCUGUCAAUGUUUGGGAAGCCUUUUGUCACUGAAGGACCCUCCUUCAAAUUACUUGCAGUCCAUGGCAAUAAAGCACUCAUAAGAAGAGUAGGUGUUGACACAGGACUAUGAAAAGACUGGUCUUUGGGCUCUAGGUCUAACUCAGGUGGUUCUAUUUCUGCAUCUGAUCAUGCUACAUUCAAUUAAUUGGCCUUUCAUCUCUGCAGUAGUCAGAAUCUCCAGAAAGAGUUUGUUGUCUUUCAGCCUAAGUUGCUUUGAAUUGCACAAAAUUCCUUGAAGCACAAACUCUUGUUUUAGUCAUGCAGGUUUCAAGUCUCUACCAAAAGUAUGGACAAGGUAGAAAUACCAGUAACUUAAGAUGACAGUGCCUGUUGUCUCUGAGUAACUCACAUAAGCAGACUGAUGUUUCAGAACUGUUGUGCAGUAAAAUGUAAUGAAUGGCAUCUGAAUACUAGAAAAAUAAAGUAGCAGAUAUAUUUUAAUGAUAAAUCCAAGCUUGCUUCUGAAAUUCACCCCUCCAAGCUCAGUUGCUUCUUAAUCCUCAACACCUGAUCUUUUGCCAAGCCUCAUAGAUGAUGAGACAUAUUUUGUGGAAAUAUUGUUCAAACCUAGCAGAUAUCCCUGAAUGAAACUGCUUGCUGAGAGAAGGAAUUCUUAGUGUCCAAGGCCAAAGACAUAAUUGGUCAAACCUUGGGUCUGAUGUCAACCAGUUGGUUAACUACAGCAACUGAUCUUAACAAUAAUUUAUAUUCUGUUUUCUGCAUUUGGUCACAUUCAUUUGUUGACCUGUUCAGAGACUAUUAAUAGCUUAUAAAUCUUAUAAUGUAAUAUAAUUGCCAACCACUGAGAGACAAAAUUGCUUCAUUAUUUUGUCAUGAAUGUUACUUGGAACAUACCAUAAGACUAUUUAUUCUGUUCUCUAAAGUCCUGCCUAUCUUAAAUUAAGAUGACUUUCACUUGUAGUUGUAAUGUGUAUUUCAAUUUGCAUUUGAAUUAGUUAUUUGUACACAAGUUACAAGUGCCAUGUCAUAUACUCUUAUCACAAAUGACUUUUAUUUGAAUAGAAGUUUGCUUUUGUAUAACGUUGCAAAGCAUUGAUGAUAGACCUUUAUAACUGGGCAAAUGUGAGAAUUAUAUUUUCAGACACCUCAGUUAUUCAGGUACUUCACCCACAUAUUACCCUGAUUCAAAAUAAAAUAACUUAAAUUUCCCUGUGUGUCAUCAGAGUGCGAUAAAAUAUGUAUCCACAUGAGGUUCUAAUUUGAUACAUUGUUAAUUUUGCAAAUCUAACAACACUUAUAAUUAUCACAGUAUAGAUACAGCCAUUUUAUUGAUUGGAAUCCUUAAGAUAGCUCAUAGACAAAAGGAUUCUUAGGAGGAAAUAUUGUGAGUGGAGAAAAGAAGAAUGUAAUAAUGGAAUCCUGUAUGUGUCCAGCUCAAAAGUUAGCCCCGUUGAGUUUAACAGGUGUUACACCUAGCUAACUACAACAUGUAAAGGAUUACAGCCAAAGGGAACUUGUACUGCAGCGAAGUAUUUUUAUGUCCUCAGAAGCAAAAAAGCUGGAUGCCUCUAUUUGAAUUUUUGUAGCUAUAACUGAACUUCAUAGGACUGAAAUUAAAAUGACAAUUUAAUGUUCCUGCAUGUAGAUAAACUUCAUAGGAGUUGGGUGGUGUCAGAGACCUACUGAAAUCUCAAUAUAUGUGUUAUAUUGACUUGUUAUCUUAAAAUACUCUCUAUGAACUAUAUGGCCAAUUGAUAGUGGUGUUUGCAGAAAGCAACCAGCUUUGAAAUUGCUUCACUACUAUGGUUAAAUAGGCUUUAUCAAAAGCAGUGAUAAUGUCUUUGUGGUAGUGUCUUAUAUUUUUGUUCUCUGUGUUAACAAACCUGACAAAUCCAAAUUGGUUUCCCAGUCAUUACAGGCUGCACUCAAUCUUUGCUGUGAUAGUAAAUGUAAAUUUACCACCUAUCUGCCUAAAGUUUUUUAUAUCAGGAGAAUUAAAUAUAGAAUUCAUCAUGGUCCUAUAUGCUUUAUUUUUUACAUGUACUGUGUUGCAUGCGUUAAAUCACUAUAUGUAAGAGGUAAUGACUAUAAUGGUUUGAAAUAAGCGCAUAAGAUAUUAGUAUUGCAGAUUAGGGAAGAAAGUACAUAUGGAAUUUUCUGCAAGACACGAAAGGUGCACUCCCAUGCCCUGCCAACAUUGUUGGAGGGGGGCAGCAUAGGAUUAUUUGAAGUCCCAGUUCCAAGAUCCUGUGAUCUUGAAGAUGGGGAUCCAAAAGUCAGUCCUCCCCCACAGUUCCAAUCAGCCUGGAAAGAACUGCUGGCUGUUCUUUUGCAACCCCAUGGUUUGCAAAUGUUCAUUGCAACCCCACAGUUGCAGAUGAGCCUCAGAGUGGAGAAAGAAGGGUGCAAUGGGGAGAGGGGAGGCUUCAGCCAAAGACUUGAUUCCUAAUGACCUCUCAGCCUCCUUCAGUAGUCAGUUAGAUACAGGUUGGGGUGUGAGGCACAGCAGGGCCUUGUUCUGAGGCUUAUCCACAUUUAGGGCAAGGUUAAUAGGGCUGUGUCCUUUAUUUUUACUGCCUUUUGGUACUGCACAAUAGCCAAAGGCCUUUAGGUAGUUCACAAAUGUUAAAAUAUAAAAUACAUUAAUAAGAUCAUUUUAAUUUAAUUUUACUUAAAUACAAAAUUAAAAGAUGCUGUCUUAAGAGUCAGUUGCAUAUUUAUAGUUCAGUAUAGUUAUCAUCUUGCUAUCAUUUUCUUUCUGUCACCUGUCCUAUGAAACACUAACAUUAGAUUUUCCCAAGGAUAGCUAUGAACUGUUUAAAUUUAUUAAAGUGACAUCUGUGGCUUGUUAAUAUCUUGUAUUGGUUUCAGUAAAGCUCACUUAUCUGCACUUAUGUAGUUAAGUCACCAGGAUUGAGAUCCAGUCCACUUGGGAAGUGAAAUAAACUCUUGAUAAAACUUUUAUCACCCUUUAAGCUUAAUAAUAACAAUAGCAAAUGCAUUUGUUUUCUUUAGAAUGGUAACUGUCAAGGCAUCCUGUCCACUGUCAGUUUGACUGAAAAGAAACAAAUGAUGAGCUCUGCUAAUUCCAGGAGAACAAGCAAAAGGCUGACUGUGCACCCAGGGUUUUAUGUUGAAAGGGCUUGGCUGCAAAAGUUCCCUUGUCUGGAAUAGAUCAAUAGAAAUGUGGGAAUGAAGAGCUUAAAUGUAUCUUGAAUGAUUUGUACUACUUAGUCGGUAAAGAGCAAAAGCAGAUGCUUAACCUAAAAGAAUCUGUAAUCUUCUAUUCCAAUUAGUCUUUUUUAUAGAGUUGCUUGGACUUCAAUCCUCCUUUCUGAUAAAGGAGAUCGAUAACUUUG